Physella acuta is the source of this 3613-nucleotide messenger RNA. Its product is annotated as vesicular integral-membrane protein VIP36. NCBI's taxonomy places the organism in Eukaryota, Metazoa, Mollusca, Gastropoda, Physidae. Gene Ontology annotation, cellular component: Golgi membrane; COPII-coated ER to Golgi transport vesicle; endoplasmic reticulum-Golgi intermediate compartment. Gene Ontology annotation, molecular function: D-mannose binding. Gene Ontology annotation, biological process: endoplasmic reticulum to Golgi vesicle-mediated transport. The record is from RefSeq and is a predicted model, not a curated record.
CGUUUUUAAUGGUAGGAAACACGGCCUUAGACGUGUAGAAAUCAAAAGUCGGUAGACCUAGGCCUAGUGUCAUUGAGCAACAAACUUUAUUUAUUUUUAGAAAUCAAAAUGGCUGUUCACGUGCCUAAAUUCGUUUUAUUUUCCUUUAUAAUCACAACGUUUUUGCAUUCAAUUGCCACGGAAGGAGAUUGGAAUACUAAAGAUUUCCAAAGAAGAGAGCACAGUCUAACCAAGCCGUACCAGGGAUCUGGAAUGGGUAUCCCUCAUUGGGAUAUGCUGGGAAGUACGAUGGUUACCAAUAACUACAUACGCCUGACUCCAGAUCGGCAGAGUAAAAUGGGAGCCAUCUGGAAUAAUGUGCCAUGCUUUGUCAGAAACUGGGAAGUACAUGUCCAGUUUGAAGUACAUGGUAGUGGGAAAUCCUUGUUUGGUGAUGGCUUUGCUGUUUGGUACACUAAAGACAGAAUGUUGCCAGGAAAUGUUUUUGGUAACGCAGAUCCUUUUGUUGGUUUGGCAGUCUUUUUGGAUACGUACAGUAAUCACAAUGGACCUCACAAUCAUAACCACCCUUACAUCUCAGCUAUGGUGAACAACGGAAGUCUGACCUAUGAUCAUGACACUGAUGGCACCCAUACCCAACUUGCAGGAUGUGAAUCCCAGUUCAGGAACAAGAAAUAUGACACGUUUCUGGCCAUAAGAUAUGAAGGCAACACAUUAACAGUGUCUGUUGAUAUUGACAACAAGAAUGGCUGGAAGGAAUGCUUCUCUGUGUCAGGUAUUAAGCUGCCUGUGGGAUACUUCUUUGGUCUAUCAGCAGCCACUGGGGACUUAGCGGACAAUCAUGACAUCAUUUCCGUUAAGUUUUAUGAACUUGCAACAGAUUCUAAAGAACAAGAAGCCGUGUAUGAUGGAUUACCAGAGGCCCAGUCUAUGGAGCCACCAAGAGAUAGAGUGGAUGAUAACAAAGGAUCUUAUCUGCUGGGCAACCUGACGGGCUGGAAGCUGCUCGUCAUUAUAAUUCUGCUCAUUAUUGGUGUGGGCGUCUGUGUAAUGGUUGGAAUCAUCAUAUUUCAAAAGCAGCAGGAGAAUUCACGGAAAAGAUUUUAUUAAGGAACAAAUUAUAACCUGCUGUUUUGAUAAGUUUAUUUUAUUUUUCUUUUGGAAGUUUUAGUCAAGUUUCAACAUUUUAGAACCUAGAGUUUUAAAAUAGUAUUUUCAAAAUAUUAGCUUUUUCGUUAAAAAUGCUUUUUUUUUUUUUCUAAAUUUUUAUUUUGAAGUGUUUAAACCAUUACGAGCUACAUUAAUAAUGUUCAAUGUUUUUCCACAUUAAGGCUCAAUAUACAUUAAUAUUUUAUACGAUUUUUCAAAGACAAUUUAGUCACAUUUUCAUCAUGAACAUUUUUAAUGUCCAAAGGAAUUAGAGGUGGUUAUGUUUCAAUUAAAGCCAUCAUUGUGAUUUAAGUCAGAUAUCACAUAUGCUAUUGUAAAAGAUGUUUCUGCAAUAAUUGUUGAGGCAACUAUUUGCAGUCAUGAGAGUUUUUAAAGCGUUAACCUUAUUGGACAGAGCAAAUGAUAUUAAGGAAAACAGCUCAUGUUUUCUUUGAUCACUAAGCCUAAAGCAGUAUGUGUUGUUGAGCUAUACACAAUUUGAUGACUUGUUACUUAUUGGUUGUUAUAUUGCGCAUAUUGAUUUUAAGUGUUCUGAAGUAUGGAAGCCAAAAUGAAUUGCGCAUAAUCUAGUAAAUUUGAAGUAACUUAUCUAUAGUGUUUACUAUUGCUACAUUCAUUACAAGUAACUAAUAUGAAGUACAUUGAGUAGCUAAAUUAAGUAAAGUUGAUUAUUAUAUCACAGUCAAAUUUUAUUUGACCAUUUUUAAAAUGCCUUGCAUCUUGCUCUUGAAAAAGGAAAUUCUGGUUUUUAAUCUCCACCACAAAGAGUGAAUGUUAAGAAAAUUCUACAAUUUCAACACCAACCACUCUUAGGAUGCCAGAUAAAAAUAGGUCAUCUCUAAAUUAUACUGCCUGAGACAUAAUGGUUAAUUCUUAAUCAGGUUUUAUAUUGAAAUCAACGAAACAAGUUAAAUAUGAGGGUUACACUGUUUUUUUAAAUGUGUGCCAGAGUGUGUAACCUUUUUUUUCACGUGUUCAUUUUUUUACACUGUUUGAUUAUUAACAAAAUUUGUUAAAGAUUCUUUUCGUUAAGUAUUUAAAAUUUUCAUUACAAGAUUGAUUAACAUAAACCACAUUUUUGACACAUGUUAAGUGAUUGAAAAAUUUGCCAGGCAAAUUUGUGUCGAUACAAAUGAACACAUCAGUGUGUUUUAGUCAGAUAUAAAAACUUAACAGAUGUAUAGACACUUAACUGUUUGCUGAUUAUCUUUGCUAUCUCUGAAUGAAUGCUCAACUCCGCUGCGCAUAACUUUCUAUGAAAGCGGGUUGUUUUAUAGUCCUAUUGUUUAGCUUAUAACCACACCACUGGGUAGGUGGUUACAGUGUGGCAACCUCAACACAUUCCAAAAUUUAUAUUUAAGCUAAUGGACAAAAUUGAUUCCCUAUUUCUCUUUUUGAAGUACAAGUUUAGAAAUAAGUAACAUCAUAUAGUUUAGACUGUUAUGACAGUGUCUAAAAAAAUUUGAAAUAUCAGUGAAAAUAUUGUGUUCUACGUUUUGUCAUGACCUGUUGUAAAGUUACAAGUCACUUUCAUUCGUUGUCCACUUGUUAAGUAUGUUUAUUUUAAAUUUGUUACUCAUCAUGUACUUGAUGAAUAAAAGCCUUAAUGUUGACAGUAUUAUCAAUCUGUCAAAUCCAUUGCCUGAAAUAUCUUACUUGCAUUUAUUUCUUUCAUAAUGUGGGUUUGAUAAUCAUGUGUGAUUAACAUUUUUGCUAAUGUACCCAAUAUUUUAUUCAUUGAGUAGCCAUAUCAAAAUUUCUUAAAAAGAAUGCAGAAAUAGCCUGCUUGUUCAGUAUUUCAUCUGUUUGGGUUGCUUGUCCCAAAUUAAAUUUAAAAAUGUAAUAACAGUAGUAAUAACAAUUGUAAGCAAUACCUUCCUACAUACAAAGUGUUUAGUUUUUUCUUGAAACCCUGUUUCUUCUCAUUGCUUGUUAGCUUGUUUUUUAAUACAAAUUUUAUCACUGUUGCUGAACAAAUGGUUGAAUGGAUGUAGGCCUACCAUAUAUGAAUCUGCAAUAAAGUAUUUAUCUAAACAUGUCUGUAGUUUCAGUGUAUAAGUAUGUAUGUAUGUGGUUUUAGAAGCCUGUGUGGAUGUGGUUUUACUGUCUAUAAGCCUUUGUGGAUAUGGUUUUACUGUUAAGCCUCUGUGGAUGUGGUUUUACUGUCUACAAGCCUGUGUGGAUGUGGUUUUAAUGUCUAUAAGCCUGUGUGGUUAUGGUUUUACUGUCUAUAAGCCUGUGUGGUUGUGGUUUUACUGUCUACAAGCCUGUGUGGAUGUGGUUUUAUUGUCUAUAAGCCUGUGUGGAUGUGGUUUUAUCAUCUGUAUAAGCUUAAAUGAAUUUUACAGAAGUGAAAAAAAAAUAAACUAUAUAUCUAGACAUGUUUGUAGUUUACUGUCUUACUGAUAUUAAUGAAAUAAAGGUUUGAAUAAAACAAUUGUAA